AUGUGGAUUCUGGCGCUGCUAUGUCACACCUGCCUCGCCACUCACCUUCGAGGUGUAAGGCCAGCUUUGCAGUCCCACGGGCUGAGUGAUCCUGAAGAUGUUUUUCACGAUGCCAAGGGCAGAGGACCACCAUCGGAUAUCAUCAACAAGACCUUGCACGAGCACAUGGAUUUUCAAUCCGUGAGGGAUCCCGGUGACACUGAUGCAGUUGUUGUAGAGCAAACCUUCGACUCUCUUGACACGAACUACGAUGAUAGCCUUUCAAGAGCUGAGUUUAUUGCCGGUGCUUUGCGCAACAACCCUGGAAGCAGAGACAAGUUGGUCGAGAUUUUCUCCAGCAUUGACACAAAUGCAGACGGUGAGAUCUCGCGAACGGAGUUCGUCAGCGCUGCAAAGGGAUCGCAAAAGAUGGGUGGUUUGAAUCCGGCAUUCAGAUUGGCAGAUGCUGAUGGAGAUGGUUUUCUUUCCCAAGACGAAUUUUUCUUCAUUGCUCGACAAUUCUACCCCCUAGAAUGGCAGAACAGCGAUGCAUUGAUUCCGCUUUUCCACCUACUGGACACAGAUGUUGAUGGGAGGCUUUCACGCAUGGAAUUCUUAAAGCAGGCUGAUGGCGGGCCUGUACUUACAAGACACCAUGCGAGACUGAAGCCCAUACCUACCAAGCCGGUUGACGACAGAGGCAAUAGGAGUGAAAGACUGCCUGUCGCUGAACCAGGCAAACGCGCCAAGGUGGCCCAGACCUCGAAACGAGGGGUUUUCGAGAAAACUGAGAAGGUUUUCGACGAAAAGGGCAAAACGGAGAAAACCAGAAUCCAAGGCAAAGGGGAUUUCGAUGCGAUUCCAGAUUGGUUACGCCCUGACGGACUCAGUGAAGAAGUGGCCCAUGACAUUGCCCAAGAAACGGCGAAGGCCGUGCGUGAGGUGAUCCGUCAGGAAUUGGGGACAAGCCCUUUGAGCCCUGCUGCUAAAGCAGCCAUGGAUGCAGCAAAAUCUGCCGGCCUCUCCAAAGAGGGUGCCGCAGCUGCGGCAGCAGAGGCAGCCGGACGCGCAGCAGCGGAUGAAGCUAGUACAAGAGAUGCAUCUCCGAAGAAGCUGGGGGCGGUGGCUGCCACAGCUGCAUUCAGAGCUGCUCUAGCUACAGGGAUGACAAAGACGCAGGCCGCCAUGAGAUCAGCUGAAACAGCGAGCAAAGCUGCUGCAGACAAGGCCUUAGCUUUGUCAAGCAACUUUCAACAGGCUGCGCAGGUGGCUGCCAACGUUGCAUUUCAGGCAGCGCUAGAUGCUGGAAUGAGUUAUUCUCAGGCAGCUCAAGCUGCAGCUGAAGCUGCAGGCCGCGUCAUCGCAUCUCACCCGAGCGGCAUUGAGCAAGACAUCACAGCUGCCGCAAAGGCAGCUCAGCAGGGCGUUCAGGACUUAGGUGCGCCUAAAGAAGUGGCUGUGGUUGCCGCCACUGCCGCCGUGGGGUCUGCAGCAGCUGAAGAGGCCUUGGCCGAAGGCAAACGGCCGAAAGAGGCAGCUGGUGCAGCAGCAAACGCGGUGUUUUCCUUCUCAGUCACCCAUGGGCUGAAAGCAGAAGAAGCUGUGUCGCAAAGCACCGUGGCUGCAGCUGAGGCUGCUUUGCAAGUUGCAAUCGCUUCAGGCAAGGGGACUCAGGAGGUGGUUGACACAGCGGUUGAAACGGCUGAGGAGACACUCACAAACUUGGGCAACAGCACUCCGACGAAGAAAGUCGACAAUGCAGUGGAAGCCACACGCGAAAUGGCAAUUUCAAAUCCCAAGCUGUCCAAUUUGACGUUGAAGCAGAAGCUUGCUGUCAUGGCAGAAGAGGCCGCAACUGUUGCAGUGGAGGCGGGCACUGCAAAAGAUGCACUCCAAGUAGCCGUCUUGGCGGCAAACGCGACGCUUGAAGCAGCAGCUGCGUUGCGAUUGAAAAGCACCGAUGCCACUUGCAGCAUUGCCUUGGCGGCUGGCUCAGCGGCAAGUCGGGCAGGUGAGAAGAGUUUUGAGAGUAUCGACGCUAUGGCUGCAGCUGCAGUCCAGGCUGUGCAGAAAGUGACUGCCAAUUGGUGGACUCCGCAGAUCAUCACCGAAGCCUCGACUCUGGCCGCUGCAUUGGCAGUAGCUACCAGCGCCAUCGACACAGGCAAGACCAGAGCGAAGGUUUUGAAAACUGCCGUGCUGUAUGCAAGGAAAGUGGGUCUACAAGCACAGCUGGGCCGCUUAGACCUAGCUCGAGCUGUGGCCAGAGCUGCUGCUCUCAGCUUCAGCGAGGCAGAACCCUCCUUCUACGGCGAGAGGCUUCUUACAGAGGCCCAGAAAGUUGCUCAGGAGGCUGCAGCAGACACCGGUGCCACGGCGGUGGCCGAAGAUUUGGGUCGUUCGGCCGCCCAGGAAGCUGAUGAAUUGAAGAUCCCCCCAGCUGCUCGGCAAGCGGCAGGGCUUGCUGCCAAACAUGCCGGGGGCCAAAUGAGUCGAGCCAAGGCGGUGAAAGAGAUUUCGAUCGUCGCACAGCUGGCCGGGCGUGCAGCACAGUUGGCAGGAAUGACACCAGAGGAGGUGGCAGUGGUCAUGGGCCUGGAAAUAGCUGAAGCUCUUCCCAGAUUUGAUGCACAUGACAGCCCAGAGCCUAUGGCAGAAGAUGCGACCAUGGCGGCCCUCCAAGCAGCUAAGACUUUGGGUCUAACAUUGAAGCAAUUGGAAGCAGUGACGAUGCAUGCUGCAGCAGGGGGGGCCAUUACUGCAGGAAAGAUCUUCUUCCUCAAUGUGCAGGAGAUUUCCAAACUUGCUGUGCACGCAGUGGUGGCUGCCAGCAAAGGUUUGGCAGACGAGGACCGCGCUGCUUUGGCCGCCAAGGCCGCUGGCUGUGCUGCAGCCCAAGCAGUUGCUGAUGCUGGUGCGAGCCAGGAGCGAGUGCAACGAGCUGCUGCCGCGGCGGCUCAAAGGGCAGCGGCAUCGUUGCAACUGACACCCGCGGUGGCCUCUCGCUUGGCUGCCCUUUCUGCUGGCCGUGCUGCCGGACGUGCCAGCGCCUCUGAGGGUGGAAGCACAGAGGAACUACGCCGCAGCGCCGCCGACGCAGCAGUGGCCGUGGCUCGAGCGCUUCAGCUGCCUUCACCUGACUUGGUGGGUGCCGAGGCAGCCCAACAGGCUGCCUCUGAGGCAGCAGCCUACACAGCACGAGGCAAGAAGAAGCAGCCGCCACUGCCGGAGCCGAAGAAGGACUUCCGUAGCUUAGAUGCUGAUGGAGAUGGGCUUGUCACUGCGGGAGAAUUGGGGAAGUGGGAGCCGGAGAACGACUUUGUUUCGAUGGAAAGGAAUGGAGAUGGAGAAAUUACAAUGCAAGAGUUCCAAAAGUGGAACCCUCAACACGCCAAAGUCCUGGUGACCAAGACUAAGACUGCAGGCGCUCUGCUGUCAGUCGCACGGAAGCCGGAGUCCUUUGCCUUGGAUUUGUUGGACUCUGAACAUGACCAGAAAAGCCCAGAGGAAGAAAACAUGGAGAGGCAAUUGGACACCUUCAGCAUGUUGGAUUUGCCACUCAUCACAGAUUUGAACCACGAUGGAAAGCUGUCCGCCGAUGAGCUGAGAGCGUGGCAAGGCGGGGCAGCCCUGUCAUUGCCAAUCAGGCGACCAACUCUGGUUUGA
Messenger RNA from Durusdinium trenchii, 3645 nucleotides. Lineage: Eukaryota; Dinophyceae; Suessiales; Symbiodiniaceae. The record is from the annotation of a GenBank genome assembly.